AUGUCUGAUUUGGUAAACGAUCCACAGAGAGAACAUUCCAAGUAUAAUGUUGCAACUCCAGCCGCUGUGAAUAUGUCAGUAGUCCACUCGUCCACAAUUAUUUUAUUUCUGGUCAUUCAACCAAGUGAAGUUAAUCAGCAUACUUCUAUCGCAACAGACAACAUAUCAAAAAUUUUUAAAAAGUUCAGAUUAAUCAUAUCUGAAUACAUAUUAAACGAAAAGGAUAACUGGAAUACAACAAUUGGUGGGCCGGGUAAAAUAGUUGAAAUUGAUGAAGCUAUGAUAAGUAAAAGAAAAUACAAUCGUGGUAAAAAGAAGCCUGAUUGUUGGAGUGGAUAUAAUAAUAUCGAUGAAGAUGGAAUAUAUAAACAUUUGACGGUUAAUCAUUCGCAUUAUUUCAAAGAUCCUGUUACAGGUGCAUAUACAAAUUCAAUUGAAGAAAAUGUUUAG
Radiomyces spectabilis is the source of this 450-nucleotide messenger RNA. RefSeq lists its product as uncharacterized. The record is from RefSeq and is a predicted model, not a curated record. The transcript has 7 exons. The coding region runs from base 1 to 450 and encodes 149 amino acids. Lineage: Eukaryota; Fungi; Mucoromycota; Mucoromycetes; Mucorales; Radiomycetaceae.